CGCGCGACCCGUCGCUUUGCGAGUCGAGCGAUUGUGAUAAAGCUAUGACUCAGUCCCGCGUAGAUGGACAAACGAACGCGUUGUGUCCUCGCUUAUUUUAUGAGCCAAAAAUAAAAUGAUUCCGAACGAAUGACAGUAAAAAUGAAAAACUACUAAAAAUGGAAUGUACAAUUUAUGGUCGAUGACGUAUUGCGCGCCAACUGUCCUCUCGAGAGUUAUCGAUUAGCGAACUUCUUGAAAUGUAGAGCGUUCAGUGUGUCUAGGUCACUCAUAUUUCGAUGUGAUCCGACGGAGUCAGUUCAUCUCAACUUUUCAGUGCAAUUAGUUAUGUGAUCUUAUGUCAAUCAAGUGAAAUUCAUUGUCAAUGACUACGAUAGUUUAGAUUGAACUUAAAUAAAUGAUAGUUUUAGAUGAAAAUAGUGUAAUACUUACAAAAUAGCUUGUAUUUACAUUAAGUGCUGAUAAUUUAAGUGGUGUUUUGUGUCUUGUGAGUGAAAACAUUAAAAUGUUUGGAGUUUUUAUGAAGAGAUUGAAACCCAAAAGGGUAUCAAACAACGAAAGAAAUGAGAGUCCUGAGACAGACGGCAGUGUCUCCCCGGAACCUCCUGACAGACCGCCCGGGAAGGUCCGUCAGGUCCACCCGGAAGAGAAAACGCAAGUCGUGGCAUAUGAUUCUAGUUUUCGUAAGAAAAACAAACCGAAAACUUUGCCUAUAGAGGAGAAUCAUUACAACCAUCUAGCGAAUACAAAUGUGGUCAACUCGCCGUAUCCGCUGACGCCGAACAUUUGUGUUGAAGGAGGAAAGAUUGAGUUCAUAAAGUCGCCGCCAGGGAGUGCGCGGAACAGUUUGGCGUUGGCCUCGCCACCACAGACGCCGCUACUGCAGCGCCGUGGCAGCAGAGAGAAGCGCGAAGCCCGUAUCUAUGACGAGCCGGCCGAGAAGUUUGACGGUGACAAGGAACUGCUGGAGAAACGCAUCAAGCAGUUGGAAGACCAGCUUGAAGAAGAGAAGAGGAAGACACAAAGAGAGAGGAUGGCAGUCACCAAGCUGCAGAACAAAUUGAUUAAGCGCGAGGGAGCUGCUCGCAGCGAUGCGGAGCGCGAGCGGCGCGCGCGCGGGGAUUGGGAGGCGCGUGCGCGCGCAGCCGAGGCCGACGCCGCACGGCUCGCCAGCAAACUGCACGCGGCGCAGCGGGAGAUUGUCAGGAUGGAGGAGACAGUCCGGUCGCUGCUGCAGUACAAGACCCGCGUGGAGACCUUGAAGCAGGAGAAGGCUUCCUUGUCUUCCGCCCUGGAGGCUUCAGCAGCGCACUACCAAAGCCAGCUGACGACCCUGAGCGCGGAGAACGACCGUCUGCGUGGUCAGUUGUCGGCGCUGUCGGCCGGGCUGGGCGGCGAGCAGGAACGUCGACUCGACGAUGUCGCUCAGCAAGUUGUGCGCGCGCUGCUCUCUCAGAAGAGCGUGCGCGAAGAGCUGGGUUGCGCACGCGCCCGCGUCCGCGAGCUGGAGGCGCAGAACCGCGCGCUGAGCGCCCUGUUGGUGCGACAGCUGCGCCCGCAGCCGCGGCCCUCGCCCGCCACGCCGCACACGCCACACACGCCACACACGCCGCACACGCCCAGGGAUCUACAAGUGCACCUAGUGGACGUGGGGUCGUGCGGCUCGCUAGUCUCGUUCCGGGACUCGCCGCCGCCCGCGCACCCUGCACCACAGCCACACCCGCUCAGCCACGACGACAAGCGGAGACACCAGAUAUUAUCUGAUAUCUGGACUGAGUUGAAGGGUUUGGAAGUGACCCCAGCAAACCUGGCUCGUGCACUAUCAGCGGUGGACCCGACGUUGUGGGCGCCGCCCACGCGCCCCGCCACCUUGAGUCUCAGCAUGCCGCAGCCUGACCCUGUUAGAGGAACAAGCGAAGAAAAAGUGACAGAAGAAGAAAGCGGCGAAGUGGGGGAAGCUGGUGCAGAAUCUCCUGAAAGCGGGGCGAAAGACGAGGGUUACUCCACAAUGUCAAGUGACGUCCAAGCAGAUGCUUCUCGACAGAGCGACCACGCCGCCGACAGAGCCUUGCCCGACCUCAACGAGGCCUCCGACGAAACAGACAACCAAACCAUCGUCUCCAUCAAUCCGAGAGAAAGACGGCAUGCCAGACUCCUAACAUCAGACGCGGAUUACAUAUACUUCCCUAUUGGAGUAGCAUUCGCAGGAGUCAGGGGUAGCUACCCGCCAUCUCGGCCAGUCUUGCCUUUCCAACAUGUCGUGAGGAGCUUCUCCGAUUCACAUCUCUGUCUCAAGUUCCUAGCUGGCACAACUUGCCCCACAAGCUGUCUUGACACCCCCACGCCGAGUUCAGGUGUAUUAGUAUUGGAUCUGAAACCAGCGCCAGAGAGGCCACUCAGAAGGCCAGCUAUAGCAUCAACGACGAGUUCCGAGCGAGUCUCAUGGGGGAGUACAGCAGAUGACCGAGCUGAUGGCUCACAGUAUGACGCUGAUUACGUCCAACACUGGCUCGAACUAGAUGAUGCCAGAUCAGCUUUACAACAAAGACAUCGAGAUCUUGCAGAUUUAGAAUACGAUAGAGCAGAACUGGAAGACUGGAGUUUAUCGCUCUCCUGUGAAGAUCUCAGAGACCGACAAUCACCCUUCGCUGAAAUAACGACGCCGGGACAAAUAUCAUUAUCAACGUUACCCAGUAUUAGAGAAGACGACGCAUUAGAGUUAGAAGAAGAUGUUGGUGAUUGUUUAUGGAAUGAUUGUGGUUUUGCGACUAUUGAAAUCGACGAAUGUAGAAUAGGAGAUGACCCAAUUACCUCGGAAAAACGAUGGGACUGCACAGGCACUCAUUCUCCUGGCGGAUCGUGGUCAGAUGCUUCAGAUGUGCCGGACAAGAGGUCCAGUACUGCACUAAGUGAGGAUGGUGAUUGUGGAAACGUGGGUGUUGAUUUCACUCGAGAUUUCUACCGCCUUGUCAAAUAUGAAAGCACAAAAAGCUUAGCCUCUAAUUCUUCAAGGGGUGUACCGUCCCAAGAUGCAAGCAAUCACCUACGAAUACAUGACGUUCAAGCAAUGGCUCUUCAGGAUCGGGAGCAAGCGUUACAAAACGUUUUGAACUUUAUUGCAGAGCAACAAAAAUACUGUCGUGACAGAGAGGAGUCAGACUCGCAUUCAUCGCGACCAGUAUCAGAAAUAAGAGAGCUACCACCUCCGUACGCUUCUGCAGAUUUCGAUGAUGAUUCCGUUGGUCCACGUAGUGAAGUGUCCGAAGAUAGGCAAAGGCCGGACUCUUUUGGCAGUUUCUCUGAAAACGAUUCUUGUGAUGUCGUCCAUCCAGAACAACUGAGAAUUCAAUACAGCGAUUCUGUAUCUGAGCCAAGAUCCACGCCAAGAUUUAUCGAAAGAGAAGAUCCUUACGCUGAAUCUGAAGAUUACUAUGACGAAUUUGCACGAAAUAACGCAGAAAAUGACUUAGAUGAUCAUCAUCUACUCAAAGUGCAGAGAAAGAAUGAAAUAAAUAAGAGCAUCGACAUGAGUCAUUUGACAGAUCUCGACGAUCAGCCGUUAGCUCAAACGAAAGAAGAGAGGCCGUGUGAUAUUGAAUCUAGUCGAAGCCUAGAAAACAAUUCUGCUCUGAAAGAGAACACAGUCAAUAUAAUUAUAAACAAACAAGUGGCAAUAAGCGAGAUAGCUGAGAUUGAUACUUGUUUGUCGAAAUCGUCGAGCUUCCCGUUCACCAGCGGUGAGACUGAACUGUCCCUCGUGGAUGAGGUGUUGAGUGCUUGUAGGAGAAGCACGGGAGCUUUAGUUACCGUCCCAGAAGAGGAGGAGACCUCGUCACCAGAGACGAACUCCCCUCAAAUGACUGAAUCUAACACGACGAGCACUUCUACUGCUGAAACUGUGAUAGUAAGUAAUAAGAAUGAGGCGACUCCGGUUAGGAGGCAUGAGAAGAGUCGCAUACCGAUGCUGAUGGGCGGAAAAAGGCCACCGUCGUCGCCGAGUAGGAACAGAUCGAAGAUCCCGGUGGCUGAGAGGAAUCGCCCGGGGGCGGUGCAGUCGACGUCGGCGCCAGAACCCAUCAUUGUCAAACAGGAACACACGUUAAGUUUCCAUGAGGCCGCUACAUCCAAAGAUGUUAUUGAAGAACUUAACAGGAUGAUCCGCCAAAGCGAAGGUGCGGCGACGACGACGGAUGGGAAAGAAGUCGAUAAGACACAUCCUCACAAAGAUGGCGCGCUAUGGGCGCCUACGGGCUGGGUGCACGUUGAAAAAGACAUUGACUUCAGCGAUCCUAAGGCGAGGGCGAACCUCCUGGACGUGAUGUUGGCGUCAUCAGACUCGUCCCCGUCAUCCUGUGGGUCUUCGCCAGCGGAGGCUCCGCCCCCAUACUCUCGCCUACAUCGCCUACACCGUUCGCGGCGGCAGAAGACCGCGGCGGCGCUGCGCAGCCGCGGGCUGGGCGUGCUGCGCUGGCCGCGCGCGCGCCGCCCCUCCAUCCUCGGCCGCGACGGGUUCUUCGUGCGCUACGGCGACACCGAGCGCGCCGCCGUCGCCACCUUCGACUUCCUCGACGACCUCUCCGGCGGCUCCUCCCCCGACGCCACCAAAGACUGUAUAAACUAGCAAUAAACCACGUCCCCAAAUUAUAUAUUUUUCUAUUUCGUGAUAGUGGAGUGACGAUUACUGACUGGUUAUCGAUAGUGUUGUCUCGCUUUCGCGUAGCCUGUAAAUUGACGGUAAGCCAAAAUUUAAUAGUUUUAUUUUAGGGUGUGUUCGUUCCGUUACUCUCUACGCUGUUUUUGUGUUUUUUUUUUGGAAUGAUGUGGAUGAAAUGAGAAAAACAGAUUGGAAAUUAUGAAAACAGCGUGUGAGCGGACGUCGGGACGGGGGCCUUAUGUAGCGUUGUAUGGAGGAUGGCUGCACGACCCAAGGCUGCAGCUUUAUUAACAUUUAGACAGCUUGAGGAAGCCUCUUUCUAUUAGAUCCAGUAGGUGACGUAGUCUUUUCACUCUUAAACUUAUGACAAAGCACCUAAUGUUAGCUUCCUAGAGUUCCAUUAGUAGAUAUAGGAAGAAGUGGAUAAGACGUGGCAUUGAUGUGCUAAUUUGUAUAAAUUGGUCAGGGAUUCGUUUUCUAGUUAUAAAUUGGAUUUGCUCGUGACAUUUCCUCGUCAAUAUCUUGCGUAAUCUGGAAUAUCACACGUGAUUUGCGACAGCUUGCAGCGAACGUGAUGGCUUCGACGGCAAUAGUGUUAAUACUAAAAGCGAUCGUACAUGUGUCCGAAAAUUAAUCACUUAAUAUACAUUGCUUGAUCGCACAAGAGUUCAAGGAGAUGUCGUAUAACUAUGACAGCAGUGUAUAUCGAGUUGGUUAAGAUUUUCGCAGACGUGUAAGACCAGCUGAACACGGUAACUUCUCAAUGUGUAGCUUACGCUUCUAACCGACAACUUAGGUAAAAGGAAAUAAGUAUUGACUAAGUAAUGAAAGCUGCGGCCUCGAAAUAAUGUGAUAUUUUUGUAUAUACUGUAAGGCCCACUUAUUUUCAUAUACAUUUAAAUUGAUUCCUUUCAAACCGAUCGAAGCAUUGUUGGGUAUAGGGUGUUAAAGUUUUUGUGUUCUCAUAGGACGGUUGUAUCGCCUCUCUUUCUAUCAUUCGCACUGUAACACAGAGUGAUAGAGACAGAGAAUGCGUUGUUUCACGAUCGUAGCCUACUUAAUCGUAAUACAUAGGUACUUAUGUAAAUAUUGACUACGACGUAUUGAACUAGUAACUAAAUGUAAACAUAGUCACUGUAACAAUUGAUAACCAAUAUAAAAUCCAUUAAAUGAAGGGUACUAAAGUAUGUUAAGUGUAUAUAUAAUGCGAUGUCACUGAAUGCUAUUUAUUGAUUUGUAUUAUUUGCUUAUUGUCGAUCAUUUGUGGUAUACUUAGGCACAUAUCAUGAAUUGUAUUGUUUCCUAAUGUUAACGGACCUAAUUGUAUGUUUGCUUAUUUAUUAGAGUAACAAGCAUUUACACUGUAACUUCACUUUAUAACUGUUUCAAAUAUAGAUAAGUUACCCUCUCAGACGGCGCCCUGAGUCGAGGUUCGCGCCCAACUGGGCACUUUCAGGCCUGUUGUCUUAAAUUGUGUCCCUCAGCGCUCCCCAUUUGUCCAGCCAUUCGGCCAAAUGCCAUUUGCGGCAAAUCUACAAUAAGUCACAAAUCAAGAAAGCUCGGUGAAGUGUGUGUGCUUAGAAAAGUUCAUCUUGCGUUGGAUGUAACUCUAACUACCCCGUGAUGUACUCAUGACCUUCUGUUAUGGAGGCGUGAUGACAUGUGUAAUGUAAAUAGAUGCAUGCUACCACAUUAUAAUAAGGAAUAAUACUACGUAUAGAACGGACCCUCUUCGCCCCGCACCAAUUCGUAUGCCGAGGUAAAACACGAAGUUGUACGAAUUUGAACUUCUGACUUUGACACACAGGACACAAGAGCGAGAGAGGACUCAAUAUGUCACAUUAACAAAACAAACUAUUACUUCUUUAAAAUCGAAUUUUCCACACACAUAGAACGCCGAUUCAAGCGUAUUGAAAAAGUUGAUAAUUAUCCUAUAGGUAAGGAAGUACCUACUUACCUGUUUAUUUUAAAUGCUUGCUACUCAAAUAAAUACUUGAGAUCAUUUAUAUCCUGUCCAUAUACUUUGCUAUAGAACUGUGUAUAAGGUUGGUCGGUUUUGAACCACGCUUCUUGGCGUUUCUUAGUAUUUUUAUUGUAUUGUAUUAAAGCUUAGUUUAUUGCGGAACCAAAGUGAAUUCACUCAGCCACCACUCGUUGACACUACACUUUGUUAAAAAUUAUGGUCGUUUUGAUUUUCGGUCUUUGAUGGUACUUAUAUGAGUAGAAGUGCUACUCAUAUGAGUAGCCUGAAUUAAGCAGCGUUUUCUGAAAGAAAGGCACACUGUUCAUAGACUUUAGGCCAGGCGCGCACUACGAGAAAACUGCGCCGCUGCGGCGGCUCUGCCGUCAAGUGCGCGCAAUACAAUUUAAAACUAUUUGGUAUAGAAUUACAGUGCGACAUUAUGCCGCUGCUUUUUCUGCCGCGCGGCGAAAAACUCGUAGUGCGCGUCUGGCCUUCCAAUUCAAACACCCGUAUUCUAAGUUGUUAACUCAAAACUUCCUCCUCUCGACUCGGCCUCAGCUGAGCAUUUUGGUAUUGACAUUUACGUGCUCAACUUAAAGACUACUCACUGGAGUCGAGAAUAUCAUCUUUCUUGUCGUUCCCUCACUGCUGAGGAUCGUGAUUGUAUGUGAUCUUCCUCCACUGGGUUCGGUCCCGUGCCAUAUGUGCAGCUCUUUGUAUUGGGCCCCCUGCUACCUGCUUAUCCUGGUCCACCCAUCUGAUCGGCGCUCGUCAUCUGGCACGCUUACCCUCAAUCAGGCCUAGAAUAAUGUACUUCUGUGAACAGUGCAAUGGCGAUCGCAUUAUGUGUCCAAAGAAACUCAAGACUCUCUCCUGGCAUGUGGUAAGCAGAUGUUUGACGUUUGAUCUCAUUGAGAAUGGAGACGUUGGUUCUCAUGGCUGUCCAAGGAAUGCGUAGCAGCUUUCUCCAACACCACAUUUCAAAAGCUUGGAUCUUAUCGCGUUCCUUUUACUCGAGAUAAGGUUAAAGCGCUGUCUAAGAAUACCGAUUUAGAGCUGAGUUCGGGGUCUUCCUUAGGAACUGAGAACGGAGUCACGGAAAGUUUGAGUUAACAUCUUAAAAUACGGAUAAUACGGGUUUUGGUGCAAUAAAGUGUAUUUGUAUUGUAUUGUAUUGUAAAAGUCUUAUGUAAGAAACUUUACAAUAUUUUUAAUCCUAAAACAUUGGAACAAUUGUUUACUACCUUAAAUUAUUGUACACAAUAAAUUGUAUGAAAAGAAAACAAUUAUGACACAAAUACAAACUCAAAACGACCUAAUGAAAGAAAUA
This is a messenger RNA of Pectinophora gossypiella (pink bollworm), 7947 nucleotides long. RefSeq lists its product as uncharacterized. The transcript has 13 exons. The record is from RefSeq and is a predicted model, not a curated record. Bases 506 to 4621 code for a protein of 1371 amino acids. NCBI's taxonomy places the organism in Eukaryota, Metazoa, Arthropoda, Insecta, Lepidoptera, Gelechiidae.